This is a messenger RNA of Capronia coronata CBS 617.96, 930 nucleotides long. RefSeq lists its product as uncharacterized. The transcript has 4 exons. Gene Ontology annotation, cellular component: peroxisome. The record is from RefSeq and is a predicted model, not a curated record. The coding region runs from base 1 to 930 and encodes 309 amino acids. Lineage: Eukaryota; Fungi; Ascomycota; Eurotiomycetes; Chaetothyriales; Herpotrichiellaceae.
AUGUCCGGACCCGGCGUCGGCCACGAGUAUCCCCCACAAGAAGUGUCAUGGCUCAAGCGAGACGUGCUCCUCUUCGCCGUCAGCAUCGGCUGCACAGUGGAUGAACUACAUUUUAUCUACGAACUGCAUCCCAACUUCGCCGUGUUUCCCACCUACUCGAUCGUCCUUCCCUUCAAGAAGACAUCGCAAGAAGUGAUCGAUUUCUACGCCGCCCAAGAGAGCACCUCGAUCCCCGGCGUGCCCAAACUCGACUCGAGACGCGUCGUCGACGGCCAGCGGCUGAUUCAGUUUCUCAAACCCCUGCCCACGACGUCGGCGGGGCGCCAGUUCGAACUGCGCUCCAAGGUGCUGGGCGUCUAUGACAAAGGCAAGCCCGGCACUGUGGUCGAGACCGAACAGACCAUCGUCGACAAGGACACGGGCGAGGUCUACACGCGCGCAGUCGGCAGCGGGUUCUUCGUCGGGCAGGGCGGCUGGGGCGGGCCUAAGGGGCCGUCGACUGUCAAUUAUCCUCCGCCGAAGGGGAGGGAGAAUAGUCCUGACAAAGUCGUUGAGACGCAGUUGACGAAUGAGAGCGCACAUUUAUACAGACUCAACGGCGAUUACAAUCCUCUACAUGCCACUCCCGAACCAGGGGUGAAGAUGGGCUUUGGCGGCCCGAUCAUGCACGGCCUUUUCAGUUGGAACACAGCGGCGCAUAUUCUGUUGAAGGAGCUGGGCGGCAGCGAUCCGGCGAAUAUGAAGGAGUUCCAGGCUCGGUUUGCCGCGCCGGUCAAGCCGGCUCAGAAGCUGAUCACGAAGAUCUGGCGCACCGGCGACAUCAAGGAUGGUUGGGAAGAGGUGAGAUUUGUGGUCGAGGUCAAUGGCAAGGUGGUGCUCAGCAAUGGUCGGGCGUUGAUGAAAUGUGUCGGGAGCAAGAGCAAGCUUUGA